GUUACGGAAUUUUUAAAACCUUAGGGGUGGUUAUUGUAAUUAAUCCGUCCCAAAAUUUAAGCGUUUUUGAAAACCCCAACAAAACCCUCCACGAAACGGAAAAACCCUGUUUCUUUUCCUGUUAACUGAGAGCGUGCCUGUGUUGAUUCGUUUGAAGUAUAGAAAUCAGAAAGCUGAAAAAUGGAAGAAGAAACUCAGAAGAUACAAAUAUACUCCACUUGUAAUACUGGAGUUUCCUCUUACUGGAGAGACAAGUAUGAAAGAGAGGCUAAAAAGUAUUGGGAUGUGUUCUACAAACGGCAUCAAGACAAAUUUUUUAAAGAUCGGCAUUACUUGGACAAAGAAUGGGGUCACUAUUUCACUGGAGCUGGGAGAAAAGACAUUCUAGAGAUUGGCUGUGGAGCUGGAAAUACUAUAUUUCCUUUGAUUGCUACAUACCCGGAUAUUUUUGUUCAUGCAUGUGACUUUUCACCACGUGCUGUUAACUUGGUCAAGACACACAAAGAAUUCACUGAGACUCGUGUUAGCGCGUUCGUUUGCGACCUGACAGCUGAUGACCUGAGCAAGCAGAUUUCUCCAUCAUCAAUCGACAUUGUAACCAUGAUUUUUGUGUUAUCUGCAGUGUCCCCUGAGAAUAUGCCUUUAGUCUUGCAGAACAUUAGAAAAGUUCUUAAGCCAGGUGGUUACGUGCUGUUUCGUGACUAUGCAAUUGGUGACCUUGCUCAGGAAAGAUUAACAGGCAAGGAUCAGAAAAUCAGUGAGAAUUUCUACGUCAGAGGUGAUGGCACGCGCGCUUUCUAUUUUUCUAAUGAUUUCUUGACAAGUUUGUUUAAAAAAAAUGGAUUUGAUGUUGAAGAAUUUGGUUUAUGCUGCAAACAAGUUGAGAACCGAUCGCGGGAGUUAGUGAUGAAUCGACGUUGGGUCCAAGCUGUAUUCCGCUUUUCGGAUGGCAUGAACUCCUCUUUUUGUGAGGAAACUUCAGGCAAGGCGAACCUAAUUGGUCAAGAGGUUGUGGACCCACAUGCUGCUGAGAGUGAUUUGAAGGGGCCUGUCAACAAUUUUGAGGUUGAUAUAUCCGACGGUCUGGCUUUUGAUAUGUUUGGAAUUUCACCAUCUGAGGAUAAGGAGAUGAUUGAGGUCAACCUGAAAGGGUGCAGUUUUAAGAUUAAAGUACUGUCGAAAGAGUACCAACACACCUGCAAAUCUACUGGCUUGAUGUUGUGGGAAUCAGCUCGUUUGAUGGCUGCCGUCCUAGCAAGGAAUCCAACCAUUGUUGCAGGGAAAAGGGUUUUAGAGUUGGGGUCUGGCUGUGCGGGCAUCUGCUCUAUGGCUGCUGUUGGCUCAGCUGACCUUGUGGUAGCCACAGAUGGAGAUAGAAAAGCACUUGACCUGUUGAGCGAAAAUGUCACCUCAAACCUUAGACCACCAGUCCUGGGCAAGCUUAUUUCAAAGAGACUAGAGUGGGGAAAUAGAGACCAUAUAGAAGCCAUUAAGGAUGAAAAUAUUGGAGGUUUUGAAGUCAUUUUGGGCACUGAUGUCACUUUCGUUGCUGAAGCUAUAUUGCCUCUAUUUGCAACUGCAAAAGAGUUGAUUUCUCCUUCGAAUAAAGGCACUGGAGAGGAGGAUCAACAGCCGGCAUUAAUUCUGUGUCAUGUCUUUCGCAGAGUCGAUGAACCAUCUAUACUUUCAGCUGCAUCACGAUAUGGUUUUAGGCUUGUCGACAAGUGGCCGACAGGAAAUCCUGCAUAUCCAUCUAAAAGCAUCAUCAGCUCUUGGUUCGGCAAGGAUGAUUCCGAAAAUCAUAUCCCAUGUUCAGCAUUAAAUAUCAUGUACUUCCAGGUAGAGUGAAGUCAUUCAAGAUAUUGAAUCUUUUAUCAAAAUAUCGCCCCUAUUUAAAGUUGUGUAUGGUACAUUCACCAUGAUAUUUCAAGUUGAUUUAAUUAUUCAGAGCACAGUGGUUCUGCCAUGUAAAAAUUUUUUUGUAACUUGAGCUUCUUCCAUAUGAUUAUUUAAGGUUUGUUGGAUCCUCAAUUGGGAGCUCUAAA
Molecule: messenger RNA, 2045 nt
Organism: Pistacia vera
Lineage: Eukaryota; Viridiplantae; Streptophyta; Magnoliopsida; Sapindales; Anacardiaceae
Exons: 13
Coding region: 181-1848 (555 amino acids)
Source: RefSeq, a predicted model, not a curated record